Messenger RNA from Branchiostoma belcheri (Belcher's lancelet), 2409 nucleotides. Its product is annotated as multiple epidermal growth factor-like domains protein 10. The coding region runs from base 205 to 2409 and encodes 734 amino acids. The record is from RefSeq and is a predicted model, not a curated record. Gene Ontology annotation, molecular function: scavenger receptor activity. The transcript is spliced from 14 exons. NCBI's taxonomy places the organism in Eukaryota, Metazoa, Chordata, Leptocardii, Amphioxiformes, Branchiostomatidae.
UGCCCCUGGUAGGUUACCAAUGAGAAGAACUGACAAACAUAAACAAUGACCUUUCCCGUGACGACACAGGGAAGUAGCUUCGAGUAAGAGUCGUUUCCUCGGCACCUGAAGAGCGACAGGGACGGUUACCGCUCGUAUUCACUCAAAUGUACUAUUUCGCGACAUAUCUGCACGUAAAGACGUGAAUUGGGGACCAAAAGUAGCAUGAAGACCGCCCGGGAAGUCCCGGUGGGCUACGAGCGCCACGGGCUGACGGUUGUCUUCCUUCUGGUCUGCCUUACACCAACUAUAACAGGUGUAGUAGACGUCACCAUCGUCAGUAAGUACCAGUUCUUUGAUGAGUCCGAUGACACCUGGCUGUACUGUUACUACACGGGUAGUCUCAUCAACCAGAAUGGGUACCAGUUCGGUGUAGAGGUUGAUACUGGCUCAGGAACGGGAUUUGCAGGAUGGAGAAGCACUUUAAAAUUAACAGGACGUUAUAGUGUUAGGAUAUGGGCUGAAGGUGGUAACACCCGGGUCGGGGCAUUCUCCUGUCACGUAAACACCCCAGACAGCAGUCAAACAGAAAAGUCUGUCACCUUUAAAAUGAAAUCACAGGCCGAUGUCUGGCCUGUGGCCUUCACAGUAACCGCCAGCCUAGGAGACCCCGUGAUGCUACAGAUGGUGCAGAGGUCCAAUAGGACCGGUAUCAUUGUGUGGAGGAAGGGCGGAGUCGGGGGGACUGUCCUAACCGGACAGAACGGACUCAGCCUGACCAUAGCCAGUGUCCAGUCUUCAGAUGAGGGGAUCUAUGAGUGCUACUAUCAGGGGGACACUGAUAGAAAACAGGGCAUCAUGAGGCUCAUUGUCAGAGGUUGUGCUAAGAACAAGUGGGGCCCUCCCUCCUGUACCGCUGACUGUCCAGUGUGCUACAACGGCGGUGUGUGUGACGACAACACGGGGGAAUGUGUCUGUCCUCCGGGGUUCCAUGGACACAACUGUGAAAGCGCAUGUGUGAAUGGCAAGAUCGGUACAAGCUGCACGAGAGAGUGUGACGGUGGAGACUGUACCGGUCAGCUGCUGUGUGUGAUGGACCCGUACGGCUGUUCCUGCGCUCCUGGACUCAUGGGCAUAGAGUGUGAUACUGAGUGUCCAGACGGCUUGUACGGAGCUGGCUGCACCCAAACCUGUCACUGUGCAGCCGGGCCAACAGCCUGUAACAAGACGACUGGAUUCUGUACCGGGGGGUGUCUGGCAUUAUGGACUGGCGACUCCUGUCAGAUCCUUAGAGCCUGCCCCUCUGGUGAGUUUGGACCCGACUGUACCGGUACCUGUCACUGUGCGGGCGGAGAUUCCGUGUGUGACAUCCGGACUGGUGUCUGCUCUAGUGGAGGGUGUGAGGCCGGGUGGAAGGGAAGCAAUUGUCAAACAGUGUGCUUACCUGGAGAGUUUGGGCCCGACUGUACCGGCACCUGUCGCUGUGCGGGCGGAGAUUCCGUGUGUGACAUCCAGACUGGAGUCUGCUCUAGUGGAGGGUGUGAGGCCGGGUGGAAUGGGAGCAACUGUCAGACAGCAUGCAUAGUCGGACGGUUUGGACCAGGCUGUACCGGCACCUGUCGCUGUGCAAACGAACCUUUCAUGUGUGACAUCCGAACUGGAGUCUGCUCUAAUGGAGUGUGUGAGGCUGGAUGGAAGGGGAGCAACUGUCAGACAGCCUGCCCGCCCGGUGAGUUUGGACAAGGAUGUACCGGCACCUGUCGAUGUUCAAACGGACCUUCCGUGUGUGACAUCCAGACUGGUGUCUGCUCUAGUGGAGGAUGUGAGGCCGGGUGGAAGGGAAGCAACUGUCAGACAGAGUGUCCUGACGGCUUGUACGGAGCUGGCUGCACACAAACCUGCCAUUGUGCAGCCGGACCAGCGGCCUGUAAUAAGACGACUGGAUUCUGUACAGGGGGGUGUCUGGACUUCUGGACUGGAGACUCGUGUCAAACACAGUGUCCAGACGGCGUGUAUGGAGCUGACUGUACCCAAACCUGCCAUUGUGCAGCCGGACCGACAGCCUGUAACAAGACGAAUGGGUUCUGUACAGGGGGGUGUCUGAACUUCUGGACUGGAGACACGUGCCAAACACCCUGCCCCUCUGGUGAGUUUGGACCCGACUGUACCGGCACUUGUCACUGUGCCAGCGGAGAUUCCGUGUGUGACAUCCGGACUGGAGUCUGUUCUAGUGGAGGGUGUGAGGCUGGGUGGAAGGGUAGUAACUGUCAGACAGUCUGCUCGUCUGGAGAGUUUGGACAAGGAUGUACCGGCACCUGUCACUGUGCAAGCGGAGAUUCCGUGUGUGACAUCCGGACUGGAGUCUGCUCUAGUGGAGGAUGUGAGGCCGGAUGGAAGGGACGCGAUUGUCAGACAGGUGAUUCAUGUUAA